Messenger RNA from Podarcis muralis (Common wall lizard), 2677 nucleotides. It is a transcript of the gene CCDC32, whose product is annotated as coiled-coil domain containing 32. Gene Ontology annotation, biological process: cilium organization. Lineage: Eukaryota; Metazoa; Chordata; Lepidosauria; Squamata; Lacertidae. The record is from RefSeq and is a predicted model, not a curated record.
GGCCAGUUUGGGACAACAGUCUGUUCCUCGCUCCCCGCCCCGCCCUUCCUGGCUCCCGAGACUUCUGCCCUUUGUGGACUCUGAAAGCGACGGAGGGGGCAGAGCAGCUUCAGCCGCCCCAGGAUUUCCUCAUCAUGAUAAUGAUUGAAAGUAUUGACUCCAUAGUCACAAUUUCCAGCCAGGACCUCUGGGCUGAAAUCUGUUCAUCCCUGCCACAUCCAGACAAGAGUGAUGAAUCAAGCAAUGCAUUUGCAGAUUCGUUCACAGACGCUCACGUUCAUGUGGAAAGUCAGAACGAAGUCAUGAACACCACUUUCCAAGAAAGCAUGAAGCCCUGGGCACCACUGAAGGAUUCAGAUGCCUAUUUGGCAUCUUUAGAGAGAAGAUUGAUGAGGAUAAAGGGUUUGUCACAGGAGGUGACCUCCAAAGACAUGCUGCACACUCUUUCUCAGGCGAAGAAAGAAUGCUGGGACAGGUUUCUGCAGGAGAAGUCUGAGUCUGAAUUUUACACGGAGGGAACUGAAUCUGACGAGAGCACUCUGGAACACUUGAAGCGUUGGCUACAGCCUGAGAAAGUGGCUGUCAGCACCGAGGAAGUGCAGUAUUUGAUUCCGCUCGAGGCUCGUAUAGAGAAGCAAGAGACAGAAGAAGAACUGAUGAUGGCUGUAGAACAGUGAAAUGUUGACCUUUGCCUCCAGUCCGGGGGCUGGUGCAGUUUCUUUUAAAGCAGCAAGAGGAAGGAAGUGCCAGUGCUUGGUGAUAGUAGACCACACUUCCCACUGUACUUCUUAAAUUUCAGUGGCUUUGAAGUUGCAGAUUUAAAUCUAGUCAUAUGUAAGAAUCUACUAAGAUGACUGAACAUAAAAGGCAGCGGAUAUAAUCUUUGGAUAAUGAGAUGGACUGGAGUCAGGCAUGGGAGUGAAGAGUUCAUCCAUUUGCUUCGCUCUUCUCCUUUAUGGUCUCUUUUCUUUGGGUCUGCAUCAUUCCCAGAGGUUUUUGUUGUGUUCUUUUUGGAGGACUUGCAUGCACAUGGAUCCUGUAAACUGCAUUAUUUCAGACAAUUCGUCACCUCGCACUGCAAUGGACUGUGCAGAAACAUUGUACUCUCAAAUUUCAGUACGUGGAAACAUUCCUUUCCUCACAGCAUAUAAUCCCCAAAUGUAUGACUUCUAAGACUGAAACUCGUGUGUAUCUCUUUUCCCAACUUUUUUUUCUAAGCCCAAGCGUGCCUGUAUCUUUUCCUCUGUGAAGUGAAAAGCAACUGCCGGUGCAGUUUUGAGUGAUCUUGGCAACCUUUGCUUUUGGUUUUAGGAAGAAGAAAAAAUUGGGGGGAUAAAAUACACACCACUACAUUUUACAUUCAGUUUCAGUCUUAUAGAGAUGAAGCGUCUUCUACUGGAAAAAACCCACACUCUUUUUGUUAAAAAUGUUGUCUUUGUCCUUGCAAGCAAGCAGGUCUUGAAUUGAAAGUGUAGCACUUCAUGUAGUUAUUUUCUUAAAACUCUGGAUUUAAAACUGUUCUGGAAUGGAGCUACUUUGCUUUGCCAUUCAUGAGAUCUGAUUUCCCCAAGCAUCUUUUCCAGCUAAUAGAAUAUCCAUGCUUUCUUCUUCACUCUCGGUUUCCCUUGCUGCAAGAAGAAAAGAAAAAUGUAUUCCGAAACAAUAUGGAAUUAAAACUGUAGGAAUUUAGAUGGCAUAAAUAAGACCAAGUAUGAAAUCAGUGGUGAGCUGGAAAAGGAGGGUGUAUUACAUUAACCUUUUUACUCCCUGUGGCAUAUUCACUUGUGUGUGUGUGUUUUGUGCGUGUCAGUGCAUGCAAAAGGAGGUGAAAAUGUUUGUGCUCCAGCCACAUGUCAUGUCCUUGACUUCAUUUUCAUUACGUUCCCUCACUCCGUGGCCAUCCAUAGCAAUUCACUGCUCCCGUCCCUGAUACCUUUCAACAUAUGUAGCAGCCCAGGCCAGUUGCUGCUUUUGUGCCAUUUUUCCCUCAUUGACUUUUUGCUUCUUGCAAACAGUGCGGUUGCAAUAAUGCAGACAACCGGAUCUGAUUGCAUGGUGAUAUCAUGGAAGGCAAACUCGGUUUGAAUAUUUUUGUUUGCCAUUGGUGAUGUUGUUAUGUCUGAAUGGCCAUAUAGUGACUUCACUGGUCUCAGAGUGCUUUUUUAAAAAAAGGUAACAAAGCUGAAUUGGGUUUGGCACUGCUGGCAAGCCAAGAUGGCAAAAUAGGAAAUACCGAACCUGGAAAAAAAUUAGCAUAGCACAGUUAAAGUAUGCAAGUAGGUAUAUGUGUUUAUGAAGUAUUUGGAAAUGUGUGCUGUGGUUGCCUCCUCUCCAAAAUUGUAGUUUUGCUUAAAUAAUCCAGAAAUUUGUUAGACAAAACAUCUCAAAAUUGGGGAAGUUUACAUUAUUUCCCAUCAUUUUAUGUUUCACUUCCCUCUGAGUUUUUCUGCUCUGAUAAUAUGUUAUGGAUGAUGAACUGCAUAUAUUGCUGUCACAUUGGUGGGAUAGUCUCUACGUUGUCUAUUUGUGUAGUUAAUAUGCCUUUUCAAAAUUGAGUUUCACUGACUUCUGUCUUGAUCCAUCAAAACAUAUUUGCCUGUUGUAUAAGUGAUGUACCUUUGUGGCUCUUCACAUUUUUUUGUGUUGUGAUAGAAGAACAUGCGAUUUCAGAACUGAG